Messenger RNA from Sebastes umbrosus (honeycomb rockfish), 3175 nucleotides. RefSeq names its product chromosome 17 C5orf15 homolog (gene c17h5orf15). The record is from RefSeq and is a predicted model, not a curated record. Bases 50 to 1519 code for a protein of 489 amino acids. The transcript is spliced from 3 exons. NCBI's taxonomy places the organism in Eukaryota, Metazoa, Chordata, Actinopteri, Perciformes, Sebastidae.
AUGUGUCCACGCUAAGCCCCGCCCUCUUCAGUUACUCACGCAUCACAACAUGGCGAUGUGUAGAAAGAUGGGUCGGAGAAGUAUCUGUGCUCUUUCUCUGGUUGUUCUCCUCCAACUGUUAUCCAGCGGCUGUCUGUCAGCUCCGGUGAAAACCCCGGCGGAAGCACAAAGCCAAGAGAAUAAGGGGGGAGACGCACCUUCUCAAAAUCCUAUUUUGGACACUGUGAACAAGAACGCAAGCGACACAGCACAUUCGCCAUCUCUGAACCAGAAGGCAGGUGAAGCACAGCCUCCGCCAUCUCUGAACCAGAAGGCAGGUGAAGCACAGCCUCCACCAUCUCUGAACCAGAAAGCAGGUGAAGCACAGCCUCCGCCAUCUCUGAACCAGAAGGCAGGUGAAGCACAGCCUCCACCAUCCCUGAACCAGAAAGCAGGUGAAGCACAGCCUCCGCCAUCUCUGAACCAGAAGGCAGGUGAAGCACAGCCUCCGCCAUCUCUGAACCAGAAAGCAGGUGAAGCACAGCCUCCGCCAUCUCUGAACCAGAAGGCAGGUGAAGCACAGCCUCCGCCAUCUCUGAACCAGAAGGCAGGUGAAGCACAGCCUCUGCCAUCUCUGAACCAGAAUGCAGAUGACACACAGCCUCCGCCAUCUCUGAACGAGACUGCAGGUCAAACACGGCCUCCGCCAUCUAAACAGAGUCCAGCGGCUUCAACAGAUCCCAAGAACCCUACAACACCUGCUGGCAAUGACUCCACAACAACAGAAGCAGAGGCUCCUAAAGACAGCCACACAACAGCCAUUGGACCAAAAACGUCUAAAGAGCAUGUGGACACAAAUCCAGUCACCAUCAUUGAGGAAUCUGAUAAAACACAGCCGCAAGGACCUGUCAGAAAUGUGGACACAGUAACAGAUGAGCCUGAAAAUCUCCCAGACCAAGUUGAGGCAACCGAUGGACCUGCUGCUCCUGAAGCCACUCCAGCCUCUAGUCCAGAAGAAAUGGCCAAACCUGUAACAGAAGAGCUACCCUCCAACGUUUUGCCCCCGUCGACAGAGCAGGUCACCGAACCAGACCUGCUGCAGACCACUGACAAAGUACCAGCACCUCACAUUGAUCUGGAUAGUUACACAGAAGGGGGCGACGAUGACGAUGACGACGACGACGACGAAACCUACAGCGAAACCGACAUAUAUGAAAACAACAACGACGACGUCAAAGACAAGAGCAUGAACAGGAUACAGCCAGACAGGAUGGAGGAGGAGACCCAUUACAAAGGAGCAGACAGCUACAACACAGAGGACGAGGACUCCCACUUCUUCUUUCAUCUGGUCAUCCUGGCUUUCCUGGUGGCAAUCGUUUACAUCACCUAUCACAACAAGAGGAAGAUCUUCCUCCUGGCUCAGAGCCGGCGCUGGAAGGACGGUCUGUGUUCCCGCAACACCGUGGAGUACCACCGGCUGGAUCAAAACGUCAACGAGGCCAUGCCGUCCCUCAAGAUGACCCGAGACUACAUUUUCUGAUCCACGCUCUGAAGAACAAUAUGUCCAGACCUGCACAGAGCCGGUUGGCCUACCUGUCUUGCCGGUCGCACUGUUGACAUGCCGUGCUUUGUCACGGAGCCUGAUUGAUGCUUUCUCUUGCUUUACAGGCCAACCGGAGAGCAUUAUGUCUUUGGAAUAGAACUCUGUUUGUUCAGGAUGUUUCUGUUGUCUGCAUAGAGAUUUUUACUUUUUAUCUGUUGUUCUUAUUUGUUAUAUUGUUUUAAUGUCAUGUUUUCUCAAUGAAUGACUUCUUGGGAUUUAUUAUUUUGCUUUAUUAGGGGUCUUAUAUUUUCUUUUUUGGGAGUGUUUCAGCCUUAUGGUCCCUCUAUUUUGUUUUCCCUCUUGCAUACUGUCUGAAUAUGUUUAAUAGUCACUUUAAGAAUAGGAAGAACUUAGGUCAUAAUAUAAUGCUUAAUUAUAACAGUUGAUUAUUUACCCCAAGAUUAAUAAUAUACCUCUCUCUCUCAGCAGUUGGCCAAGAUAUGAACUGACACACAAGGAAUUUAAAGCACUUGUGUCAUGCAUACUUUUGUACUGUAAAGGUGCAAGUAUGCAAACAAAGCAGCAAUCUAGGAGAAGCUGAUACAUCAGAUAUAUGCAGUCAUUCCAAAAACUGUCCACCGCUCAUGUUGAAAUGGUCCGUUUGUCAUAGAUCUUAUACAGUAAGAAGUAAAGUACUGUAAACUAUAAACAAUGAAGCUUUAGGAAACUUGAUUUUAAAUACACAUAGUCAAAAUAUUCCUUAGUUUUUCAUAUAAUAUGAAUUUGAUGUAUUUUUUUUUCUAACAAAAAAAUAAAUCACAUUUUCGCUAAAAUUUCUAAAUGUAGUUCAGACUUAUUUCCAACUGUUUCCUGUCACACCUUUGCAAAAAAUGCAUAUUAGCCUUUUGAUUUUGAUUUGACAUUAAAUAAGGGAAGUAAAAUCCCUAUUACAUGCUGGGAAAUUAAGCUGCACAUUAAGUUAAAAAGGCUGAGGGGUCUGUUCUUGUGCUUAAGCCAUUUAAAUGAAGACCGUUCAGUUUGGAACAUAUUAAUAUAAUGUGUGGGAGAAGACUUUCCCCUUGUUCAUCAGUUUAUAUUUUACUCGUCUUCGGUACCUCUUCUACUUCUACUGCCCAGAUUUUGCUAUGCAGGAAUCCUGGGGCUGGCCCUCUUUGUUUUAUGACUUCGGUGAAGUCUCUAUCAAUCAUUUAUGGUCUCUAUUGUGGCAAAAUGUGUUCUUCCCUCACGCUCACACAGAACUUUUAAUUAUUUUUAAAUUUGCACACCCUGUGUGGCCUGAUGUUCACAUGAGCAAAGACCACAAAAAAACAAGAACAGACCACAUUUGUUUUUUUCUCUGUCACUCAUAACUUCCUGUUUCUUCACAGCCACAUUUUUCUGUCUGUUGCCGUGUCAUGCCUUCAGUUGAAACGCCAUUAUUGCCACAUGAAUCCACAUAUUUGCUAUCAAUAUCUCGUCGCCUUCUGCCAGUUGUUUUCAGCUGUCUCGUCCGUAUAUAAAGGUACAGUGGUAGAAUAUGAGGGGAGGAGGGCUCCUGCGUAAAGGUGAAGGAUCAACACUGCUCUUGCAAUCAACAGUAGAAACUGUACAAUCUCUUUUUUUGUCAAUAAAGCACAAAUUGUGUACAGAGUC